This is a messenger RNA of Ostrinia furnacalis (Asian corn borer), 3469 nucleotides long. RefSeq names its product kalirin-like. Gene Ontology annotation, biological process: axon guidance. The record is from RefSeq and is a predicted model, not a curated record. Lineage: Eukaryota; Metazoa; Arthropoda; Insecta; Lepidoptera; Crambidae. Gene Ontology annotation, molecular function: guanyl-nucleotide exchange factor activity; protein binding. Bases 35 to 3469 code for a protein of 1144 amino acids. The transcript is spliced from 21 exons. Gene Ontology annotation, cellular component: extrinsic component of membrane; cytoplasm.
UAACAUCACUGGAGUUGGCUGGUGGUUGACGGUCAUGAGGGUGGCUUUAGUGUGCCUCGAGCGGCAGCGCACGGAGCCGCCGCGCGACCCGCAGCAGGCCGAGCAGGCGCUCGCCGCGCACAACGAGAGCGUGGCCAGGAUGCAGCACGCCACCUACCAGGUGGUGCAACAAGGGCAGGAGUUGGCAGCAGCGAUUGCCGAGGCGGCGGAUGUGAUGGCAACAGGGAGCGCUGACGGCGCGGACCCGGCGCCUCUUGACUCGCAGGCGCGGGUGCAACUGCUGCUAGAAUUCCUGCACGACCGCCAGCUAGACUUGGAAGAGCUGGCCGAGGAGCGCCGAGCGCGCUUCGAGCAGUGCGUGCAGCUGGGUCAAUUCCAAAAGGACGCAGCCCAAGUGGUCAGCUGGAUACGCAACGGCGAGGCCAUGCUGGCGGCGUCAUUUUCCAUCCCUGGCACGCUGGCCGAAGCGGAGCAGCUGAAGCGCGAGCACGACCAGUUCCAGGUGGCCGUGGAGAAGACGCACGCCAGCGCCGUGCAGGUCAAGUACCGCGCGGACGCGCUGCGAGCUGCUAACCACUACGAUCCGCAUACGAUCAGAGAAAUAUCCGAAGAAGUGACCGAGCGCUGGCAGCGCCUAGUGACCUGCGCAGAAGAGCGCCACAAGCUAGUGACGGCUUCUCUGAACUUCUACAAGACGGCGGAGCAGGUGUGCUCGGUACUCGACUCGCUGGAGCGCGAGUACCGACGCGACGAAGACUGGUGCGGGUCAGCCGCUGCGCCCGCUACCGACGAGCCGGCGCAGGCGGCGGCCAUUGAUAAGGCUGCACAGGUGGCCGCACUGAUUGUGAAGCACGGCGAGCAGAAGGAGGCCUUCCUGAAGGCCUGUACUCUCGCGCGGCGUACGGCCGAGACCUUCCUGAAGUACGCGGCGCGCUCGGCCCAGGUGCACGGCCAGACGCCCGCCGCCAGCAAGGCGCACCACGAGCAGACGCGCGCCAUCCUCGACACGUUGCUGGCGCAGGAGAACAAGGUAUUGGAGCACUGGACAGUGCGUAAGAAGCGUCUCGAGCAGUGCCAGCAGUUCGCUCUGUUCGAGCGGUCUGCGCGCGCGGCGGUGGAAUGGAUCCGGGAGACGCAGGAGCGUUGCGGCGCAGCGGCGGCGGCGGCGGCGGCCGGCGUGGCGCGCGAAAGCCGCGAGCGGGUGCGCCUGCUCGCGCAGCUGGCCGACGGGCUCGUGGAGAAGGGACACCCGCACGCCGUGCAAAUCAAGGAGUGGGUCGCUGCCGUCGAUGCUAGAUAUGCCGAGUUCAGCGGCUCGAUGGAAGGCGGCGAGAGCGAGGCGGAGAGCGACUCGGGCGUGGCGCCGUCGCUGGCCUCCUCGCAGUCGGCGGAGAACGAGCGCCAGGAGCCCCAGCCCACAGCCGCUGGCGAUGACAAGCGCCGCAGCGCUCGCCGCAAAGAGUUCAUAAUGGCGGAGCUGCUGCAGACGGAGCGCGCCUACGUGAAGGACCUGGAGACCUGCAUCACGUGCUACCUGCGUGAGAUGCGCACGGACCCCGGCGCCGUGCCCGCGCCGCUACAGGGGAAGGAGGAGCUGAUAUUCGGCAACAUCGAGGAGAUCCACCGCUUCCACGAGCGCGUGUUCCUGCGCGAGCUGGACAAGUACGAGUCCAUGCCGGAGGACGUGGGCCAUUGCUUCGUGACGUGGGCGCGCGAGUUCGACAUGUACGUCGCGUAUUGCCGCAACAAGCCCGACAGCAACGCGGCCGUCGUGCAGUACGCGGGCGACUACUUCGACAGGGUACAACGUAAGAAGAAGUUGGAACAUCCUCUGGCGGCGUACCUAAUAAAGCCCGUGCAAAGGAUAACCAAAUACCAGCUGCUGUUGAAGGACCUUCAGGCCUGCUGCGCCGAGGGACAGGGCGAAAUCAAGGACGGUCUGGAGGUUAUGUUAUCGGUGCCCAAGAAGGCAAACGAUGCAAUGCACCUGUCGCUUCUGGAAGGCUGCGACGUGCCCACGGACAGCCUGGGCGAGGUGGUCCUCCAGGACUCGUUCCACGUGUGGGACCUGCGCCAGAUCAUCAAGAAGGGCCGCGAGCGGAGGGUGUUCCUCUUCGACCUUCAUCUGCUGCUCGCCAAAGAAGUCAAAGACUCGCACGGCAAAGCGAAAUACAUUUACAAGACAAAAUUCAUGACAUCAGAGUUGGGCGUGACGGAGCACAUAGAAGGGGAUGAGUGCAAGUUCUCUGUGUGGACGGGUCGGCAGCCCAUGGCGAGCGACUGCCGCAUCGUGCUCAAGGCGCCCUCGCUCGAGGUCAAGCAGACCUGGGUGCGACGCCUGAGGGAAGUGAUCCAGGAAACGUACUUCAGUGUAGCCCUACAACAAACGCCGCGCAGCCCUGCCCGCGUGCGGCCGACUAGUUCGCAGCGAUCGAGCAGGGACUUGGACGACACUCUACUAGAUGACACUACAGACCGCAACUCGCUGGCAUCCUUCGGAAGCGGAAACACCACCGACUCAGAUAAGGCGGAGAUGACGUGGGUGGUGUGCGAGCACCAAUCAGCUGGCGCCGGCGAGCUCUCCGUGAGCAAAGGGCAGCAGGUGGAGGUGGUGGAGCCGUGGGCGGCGCGCGCCGACUGGUGGGUAGUGCGCGCGCCCGGCGAGCCGCCGCUCGAGGGCGCGGUGCCGGCGCACGUGCUCAAGCCGCAGCCGCACCAGAAGACGUCGCCGAGCCGGCGGCCCCUCAGCCAUCCCUGUGAGGAAGGACUAGACGCAUCCAACUCGGACCCGGGCGCGAGUGUCACUGUGGCGAGCCCGGGAAAGCAACGCCGGGGCUUCAGCUCGCGGCGCUGGCUGGGCCUCCGGAAACCUUCCCAGGGAAAGGAAAAAGCUCCAAGUGGAGCUCAGUCCCCGGCUACGGCGGACAAACCAUCACUCAAGAAAAUACCAUCAGACAGAAAGCUUAAGUUGGGCUACACCGACGGCGAGCGCGCCGAUGAAGGCGAGGGCAGCCACAACGCUGCCGCCGCGCUAGAGGAGGUGGAAGACGACGCCGCCGCGCUAGAGCUGCCGCCGCCCAUGAAGCCCAUACAGGACCCGCAGGCCGUCCUCCAGGCCCCCGCGCAACCAGCUGCGGCAUCGAAUCCGUCACGAGCAUCAUUAUCGCUGGAGGCUUUGGAUAGUAACGGCGGCCCGGCCGAUAUUGCCGAGAUAGAGCAAAUCGUUAAGGAAAAAAUGGAACAACAUGGGUGCCCUAACGCGUCGGCUUCGGGCCGGCACGAGGAGGAACAGGUGUCCGAAGAGAGCUACGAGGCCAUGCUGAAGAAGCGCGAGUAUGUGCUACGAGAGCUGGUGGAUACUGAGGACAUCUACGUCAGCGACCUGCGCCUCGUCUGCGAGGGGUACAUCAAGCACUUCCAGGUAGGAAACGAUCAAAUUACUUCUUGUUUCUACUGUCAAAGGUGGUAG